Ascochyta rabiei is the source of this 1674-nucleotide messenger RNA. RefSeq lists its product as uncharacterized. The coding region runs from base 1 to 1674 and encodes 557 amino acids. Lineage: Eukaryota; Fungi; Ascomycota; Dothideomycetes; Pleosporales; Didymellaceae. Gene Ontology annotation, molecular function: transmembrane transporter activity. Gene Ontology annotation, biological process: transmembrane transport. The transcript is spliced from 3 exons. The record is from RefSeq and is a predicted model, not a curated record.
AUGCGGCUACCGGAGAGACUCUACAGGAAGCCUUUGCUCAGUGACGACGGCCACUUUCGCGACUCACAAGAACUGCCUAGGUUUUCUUUCGAACAAGAAAAUAGGCCUCUCGUUAGCACGGAACUUCUCUUCCAUCAGUGGUCCGGGGACGAAGAAGCGACAUACGAUCCAAGGCUCAACGCUAUAGAAAACGCGCUGAAAAUGGAACAAGAUAUUAUUAUCACUUGGGAUGGACCGAACGAUCCCAUGAACCCUCUCAACUGGUCACAGUCGCGAAAGUGGGUCGUUACAAUGCUUGUCUCGAUGUUCACGUUUAUUAGCCCGUUCUCAUCAACAAUGGUCACGCCAGCACUGCCAGUCAUUGCAGACGACUUCGGUAUCCCCGAGGGCUUCAUGCGUCAGCUAGUUAUGACUAUAUUCCUGCUCGGCUAUGCUCAGGGUCCCUUCGUGCUCGCCCCUCUCAGCGAGAUCUAUGGGAGGGUGACAGUGUUGCAAUAUUCCAAUCUGAUCUAUCUUGUCUUCAAUACAGCAUGUGGUUUUGCUCAGACGAAGGAGCAGAUGCUCGCAUUCCGGUUUUUAAGUGGUGUUGGUGGAGCAGCACCUCAGGCACUAUGUAACGGUGUUCUUGCCGACACCUGGCGAAAAGAAGAACGCGGCAAAGGCCAAGCCAUCUACGGCCUGCUCACCUGGAUCAGUCCUUGCGUAGCCCCAAUCUGCGGUGCAUACAUCUCUCAGGGAGUGAGCUGGCGAUGGAUCUUUUGGGCAACCUCGAUCUUUACUGUGCUUGUGCAGGCCACCGCACUCUUCUUCCUCCGCGAAACCUUCGCUCCUGCUAUCUUGGCAAAGAAAGCAAAGCUUGUGAGGAAAGCACUCAAGGAAAUUCGCAACGAUGUCGUUGUACGCACCGAAUUCGAGACCAGCGAUCGAUUCAGCAAAAUCCUACGCAAGCGAUUGAUCUUACCUUUUAUCAUGAUGUUCACUCAUCCAGCAACGCAAGCGCCGUCCAUCUAUCGUGCAUACCUGUACGGUGUAAUGUACCUUAUGCUCUCGACGUUUCCCUUCGUCUUCGAGGAGGUAUACGACAUGGACGUUGGUCCAGCGUCCCUCAACUACCUAUCCAUGUGUCUUGGCUUCAUGAUCGGUCUGCAGAUCUCACAUCCACUCACAGACGGGGUAAGUCCACUUGUGCCAUCUGAGAGAGCCCAUUUUAACACCCCACAGCUUUACGCCCGCCUUAAGACAUAUUACAACCUCAAAGAAGGCCUCCCUGAAUUUCGCGUUCCACCCAUGCUUAUCGCUGGCAUUCUUUGUCCUGUCGGCCUCUUCAUCUACGGAUGGACUGCACAAGCGAAAGCGCAUUGGAUUGCACCAAACAUCGGCUGUGUGAUCGUUGCUAUCGGCAUGAUCAUUGGCUUCCAGUGUAGUCAGGCAUACACUACUGACGCGUACGAGGCAAAGUACGCCGCUUCUGCUGCGGCAGUGGGCGCUUUUAUGCGCACAAUGUGUGGUUUUAGCUUUCCGUUGUUCGCGAUGCAGAUGUAUGAGACGCUUGGCUUGGGGUGGGGAAAUAGCUUGUUAGCAUUCUUGACCCUAGGUAUAGCGCUGGUCAGCCCUGUGUUGCUGUGGUUCUUUGGGCCAAAGCUGAGGGCUUUGAGUACGAGAGGUUUGUUGUAG